UCCAGUUUCACUCUCAUCAUUUUCUUCUUCCUUGGCAUCUCUCUGAGACUAUUCAUUACACUUGCUCCCAUAUUUAGGAUAACAAAGGUCCCAUCGCAUUUUAUAAGCUUCUUGUCCUACAUUUCUCUCUAAUAACUAACAAAAGUAACCAAAACUCCUCUCUGUAGCUGUUACCAUCUUUCUCUAUCAACCAUACAACACAAUAAUACUAUACACUGUAGACUACUGUGAGGUUAUUUGGCAGGUAUCAGUGAGAAAACACACAUUGUGAGCUGGAAAAAAAAUGCAAGUUUAGCUUCAAUUCUGGAUCUAUUGUGAAAACGAAAAACUCCAUUUUGAAUUAUACCUAAAAAAACCAAAUGGGGGUUUUGGUAGAUUCUUGGUGUUUCUGUAAUGGAGGUGGAAAGUCUGAGAGAAUGAAAGCUUCCAUUUUUUCCACCAAAGGUCCUGCUAUGGUCCAUAUUGCUAGUAGCGACACUGGUUUCUUGAUCCACCGGAAUCUUUUGCUCACCGCUCACGUUAUUCUCCCUUCUGUUGCUGCUGCUGAAGCUGCUGAGAUCCGUCUUCAAAAUGGCGUCGCCGCUGUCCUUUUCCCUCACAGAUUCUUUAUAACCAGUUCUGUAUUAGAUCUGACAAUAGUUGGCCUUGAUGUCAUGGAUGGAGACACAAAUGCACAUGUUCAGCAGCCUCACUACCUAAAAACCUGUUCCAAACCUAAUUUGGAACUAGGUAAUGUCAUUUACCUGCUAGGAUAUAGCGAGGAAAAGGAGUUGACAGUUGGUGAAGGAAAAGUGAUAAUAGCCACUGAUAAUCUCAUAAAGCUGUCAACUGAUGGCAUAAGCUGGAGGCCAGGUUCUGCUGGUUUUGAUGCUCAUGGCAAUCUUGCAUUCAUGGUAUGUGACCCUAUGAAGCUUGCGACAUCUCCCAACUCAAAAUCUUCAACCACUUCACCAUCCUCUUCAUCAUCAAGGAAGAAGGAAUAUCCCAUGCAAUUUGGUAUACCUAUCCCCAUAAUAUGUGACUGGCUAAACCAGCAUUGGGAGGGAAACCUUGACGACCUCAACAAACCCAAGUUACCAAUAAUUCGGUUGAUGUCAACUGGUCAAAAGAGCGAUCAUUCUUGUGCUUCCUUCACCAUGAGGCGUGUUUUUAAGUCAACUGAAGCUGAAAAUGGGGGGACUCCAUCAUCAUCAAACAGAUUGUCAAAACCUAGAGAGCAGUAUGGACCUAGCUGCUCCGCUGUUGCAACUAAUAUGGAAGAGGAAGCAUUAACUACUCAUCCUCAUGCUGUCACUCAUGUACAUGGAAUUCCAACUCCUGAAAUUUAUGAGUCACGAAAUUUAACUUCAGUGCCUGUUAGGAUGAAGGAAGGUACUCACAUCCAGCUUUUGGAUAUUAACUUUCCACCCAGGAUUGCCAAAUUUCCCGGCACACCGCAACCUGCCAGAAGAAUCCCUUCCAGCUUUGGUGAAAAUUUUGUCAACAAACCUCCCUUGGAGCAUCCAAUAAGAAAAGGUAAUAUAUGGCAAUCCAAUCCUGUGGCAGAUGCUGAGAUUGCUUCAACUGGAUCUGUAAAUGGGAUCCAGAGUGAAGUUCAAUUGAGUUCUUCUCCAAUAAGAAUAUUGGAAAUGGAAAAUGGAUACAGUAGUGAGGGAGAGAUAACAAUGUAUUCUGCGGAAACUGCUGAAAGUCGAAAUUUUCCAAGUCCUAGAGAGGGAAGGUUUCAACAGGUAGGGAGGAGUCAAAGUUGUGUGAACUACAAUCGAUGGGGAACAGCCCAACAAAAUGCGGGUGCUCGCAGAUCAAUGCUGCAACAGCAGAGGAGCAGUAUGCAAGGAAGGAAAGUCUACUCUCAAGGAGCAAAUUCUCAAAGGAGUAAUGACUAUUUUAACCCGACGGUAUCUUCAAUCAUGAAGAAACGGAACAACUUGGAGCCACAGACCAGACCUCGUCAAAGUGCAGUAAAUUCAUCACCAAGAUGGAAUUUCUGAUUUACAAACUUUAGAUAAAUCAUUCUUUUAGGCCAAGCUCUCUUUUUUUGGGCUUACACUGUAACUGUAUAUUGUGACUACAUGUGCAAAGGAAAUCCAAGAAGAAUAUUUUACUAGUAAAGGCACUCUAAUCAUCUGUGAUAUACAGCAGAGGCUCUAUUGGAUACUGCAAGAAAAUUUUACCAUAGCAGGUGCUAAUAUUCAGGGAAUUUUGAUUGCAU
Messenger RNA from Solanum dulcamara, 2212 nucleotides. RefSeq lists its product as uncharacterized. Bases 360 to 1991 code for a protein of 543 amino acids. NCBI's taxonomy places the organism in Eukaryota, Viridiplantae, Streptophyta, Magnoliopsida, Solanales, Solanaceae. The transcript has 2 exons. The record is from RefSeq and is a predicted model, not a curated record.